This is a messenger RNA of Pangasianodon hypophthalmus (striped catfish), 13819 nucleotides long. It is a transcript of the gene slc39a6, whose product is annotated as solute carrier family 39 member 6. The transcript is spliced from 14 exons. The record is from RefSeq and is a predicted model, not a curated record. Gene Ontology annotation, biological process: zinc ion import across plasma membrane; intracellular zinc ion homeostasis. Gene Ontology annotation, molecular function: oxidoreductase activity, acting on paired donors, with incorporation or reduction of molecular oxygen; heme binding; monooxygenase activity. Lineage: Eukaryota; Metazoa; Chordata; Actinopteri; Siluriformes; Pangasiidae. Gene Ontology annotation, cellular component: membrane. Bases 5475 to 8753 code for a protein of 1092 amino acids.
ACAAAUAGACACCAACCCACCAUGCACCUUAGCCAACACUGUCAUUACUUAGUGCAGCUAUUUGCAUUAACUUUAGCUAGCAAUCUAUAGGUGUGUUGUUUUGACCAGGUGGGAAAUUCAACAGGUAGUCAAAACAAGUGCAAGAAGUAUUAGUCUAGUACAUGCAUAAAUACACCUGUGCUGUCCACAAUAAUGAAUUCACCGUAAUAUAAUUUCACUCCUUUAUUAACAUCUUUCCAAUUACCUUCCAGACAGAUACAAAUUUAAAAGUGAGAAAAAAAAAUCAAAGACAUACAAAAAUGUGUUUGCUUGUGAUAGUAGGGAAACUAGAGAAAGCAGCAUGGAGAAGCCAAAAAUGCAAAGAUAGAAGGCAAGACAAAAUAGUUAAAUCUGUAAAAUGGAUCUUGUAAAUAGUCUCAUCAGUACAAACAGCAUACUGUCUGUACUGAAACAACCUCCAUGAGCCGAUUCUAAAAACCCUUUGACCCGUUUUUUUCAUUUGGCAAAAGGGGUAGGCAAGGACUUAGAAUAUUUUACCCUUAAAGAUGUAGCAGACUAUGCCACCCUGGGACUUGCACCCAGGGAGUACACCAAGUUACUAUUAACUGAGACCAAAGUCACAGGUUCAUAUGUAUGAGGAGAGGCAGAUUUUCAAACAAAAACUGUUUUUUUUUUUAUAAAAAUAUGAAUAAUAAAUCAAGCACUAAAAUGGUAUUACAUCAAUCUAUGAAGAACAACUUUGCUUAACACAAAACUAAUCAAAACAAAAAAACACAAAGGAGCAGGGCUAGAGCUUACCAGAUGAAGAUAAGCUAUCCAUUUGCGUGGUUGAGUAUGACGCCAGUAAGCCACAUGUAUACACAGCAACCACAGAUGAACUAUCUAGAUAUGGUGAGGAAAAGAGCAUGCAUUGAAUACCCACCACCAGGUCUACCAGCCCCCUCACCUGAGACCCCAGCUCCUAUUAACAGAAAUAACAAAAAGAACAAUUACACUGGUCUACAAAUUUUGGGAAAUUAUCAACCUCAGAGAUAAAAUGUGCUAAUUCUUACAUAUUUUGAUUAGAUGAUUUAGAAAACAGGUGAUAAAGGUGCUGGUUGGCUAAAGUUUUCAAGAUAUUUCACGAUAAAGAUUUAUAAUUAUCUAUACACAGGUGAGUAUAUUUGCCUGCAAGGGAGGGGGUUGUCUGAUGAUCAUGAUGCCUCAUAACUUCUCGACAAAGUACGGUAGAACAAUGAAAUGGUACCAUUUAUGAAAUUUAUGAAAGUUUAUAAAUUUAUCUUUGAGACUAAAGAUUAUUACUUAACUGUUAUUUAUUGGUCUUUUAUUGCAGAGUACAUUUGUCUUGGCCAGAUUCUUAAAAUCGCUAUAAAAAUAAAAUUGAAUUGAAUUGAAUUCAGUCAAUUUGAUAAAUUCAGACCAAAACUGAAUCAAGACUGCAUAAAAAAAAUACAUAUAAAGAAUGCAGCAGUAACCGCUGACAAUCAGUCAUGAGCAAAACUCCCAAAGAGGCAAAAUAGCAGCCUAGUCUGAAGCAGGACGUAGACCACAAUGCCAAAAAAAUUAAUGUUGAAACUUGUAAACAGGGAAAUUAGCAACUGAUAAUAUUAACUUAACAAAAAAAUGUAACAAAUUACAUACAACAUAAGACUACAUGCCAAAGAACUGGAUGCAUACCAGAAAACUUAGACCUAGCAUUAAUGUUGUUCCAAAAAAUAGGAUUCAUGGGGACAAUCCAGGCUUCAUGCUUUGAUACUUGCAAGCUGAAUGAGCUUAAACUGUGCUUAACAAGCUUAAACUUCAUCCAACAGCCCUAGUCUUUAACAGGGUAGAAAAUUUUGCUAAAUCAUUAUAUAAACAGGACAGACGCAAAGUGAAAAGAAUUAAGAAAGAUAGAGAUAUACUGCACUAGUGUUAGCCAAAGAAACACCACAAGAAUGAGCAGGUGCUCAAAAGCUUAGAGCACAGUGAGUUACCAGCAACUUAUAUACACAUUUCCAGACUGGCUAUUAAUUACUUAAUCACUAUUAAUUACUGCCUGAAUUAGGAACAUGCCUUAAAGGGGCAGGUGCCAAUAUUCAUCCCGCCACAGUUACAUAUGGAGAGUCAGCAAUACUGACCAGUUUGAGAGAAAGAGAGAGAGAAACACUGCCUUAGCAGUGUUUUAGUAACUGAUUAAUUAAUGUUUAUCAAUUUAAACCUCUGACAUAUCUCAUGUUCCCUACAAGGUAACAUUGCAUAUUUGCUGAUGGAAAGAGAGGUGAUAUGCUGUACACAAGUAUACACACACAUGUACACACAAAAAUGACUGUGCCUUUAUGCAGAAGUCUGAAGAAGUAUUUUUAUUUCCCCAUUCAUUGUUUGCAAAUCAAACAUUCCAAAUAAGGACUGAGCCCCUAUAAGAGUUAAACUCCAUAAUCACCCUUGAUAAGAAACUAGAUUAUAUCAGUGCAUUGUAGAACAUUAAAACCACAUGCCAAAUAUUGUGUAGGUUCAGCUUGUGCUGCCAGAAUAGCUCUGACUUGUCGAGGCAUGGACUCCUCAAGACCUCUGAAGGUGUGCUGUAGCAUCUGGCACCAAGAUGUUAGCAGCAGAUCCUUUAAGUCCUAUAGGUUGCAAGAUGAGGCCUCCAUUUAUUGGACUUGUUUGUCCACAUCCCACAGAUGCUCGAUCAGAUUGAGACCUGGGGAAGUUGGAGGCCAAGUCAACACCUUGAACUCUUUGUCAUGUUCCUCAAACCAUUCCUGAGCAAUUUUUGCAGUGUGGCAGGGUGUAUUAUCCUUCUGAAAGAGGCCACUGCCUUUAGGUAAUACCAUUGCCAUGAAGCGGUGUACUUGGUCUGCAACAGUGUUUAGGUAGGUGGUACUUGGCAAAGUAACAUCGACAUGAAUGCCAGGACCCAAGGUUUCCCAGCAGGACAUUACCAAGAGCAUUGCCUCCGCCAGCUUGCCUUCUUUCAUCCUGGUGCCAUCUCUUCUCCAGGUAAGCGACGCAUGUGCACCCCGCUGUCCACAUGAUGUAAAAGGAAACGUGAUUCAUCAGAUGAGGUCACCUUCUUCCAUUGCUCCAUGGUCCAGUUCUGAUGCUCACAUGCUCACAGCAUGGGCACUCUGACCAGUCUGCGGCUACGCAGCAACAUACGUAGCAAUCUGUGAUGCACUGUGUAUUCUGACAUCUUUCUAUCAUUGCCAGCAUUAACUUUUUCAGCAAUUUGUGCUACAGUAUCUCUUCUGUGGGAUUGGACCAGAUGCGCUUGCCUUCGCUCCCCAUGCACGUAAUGGGCGCUCAUGACCAUGUCAGUGGUUCACAGGCUGUCCUUCCUUGGACCACUUUUGGUAGGUACUAACCACUGUAUACUGGGAACACCCCACAAGACCUGCCAUUUUAGAGAUGGUCUGACCCAGUUAUCUAGCUACCACAAUUUGGCCCUUGUCAAAGUUGCUCACAUCUUUACACUUGCCCAUUUUCCUGCUUCCAACAAAUCAACUUUGAGAACUGACUGUUCACUUGCUGCCUAAUAUAUCCCACCCCUUGAUAGGUGCCAUUGUAACGAGAUAAUCAACGGUAUUCACUUCACCUGUCAGUAAUUUUAAUGAUGUGGCUGAUCGGUGUACCUGAAAGGCUGAAAUCAUGUCAAACACAACCAACAAAGCAAAACAAAAAAAAUUAGCAAACAUUUUUACAGCAGUUUCAUUUUAUUGUUUGCUUUAUAUGCAUAAAUCUGAUGGAAACUUAGCUCACCAAUGAUCUACAGUCCACGCUAAUGUUAAAGAAUUUUUAAAAUCCUUGGAUUUAGUCAUAACAUAGUCUUAACGAUUAAAGCAGCAGUUCUUACAUACGACUGUACAGUAUCCAUGUGAGAUUAUUCUCUGAAGCAUGAGAGGCACAAGCUGGGCACAAACUGAUUUUUGGAAGUGUCGGAAACCAUUUACAGCAGCAGCGCCGUCAACACACCUCAGAAAUCAUGUGAGAACCUCUAUGCCUGUGAACCCACCUGAUCCGUGCCUUUACCUAAGAAAAACAAAAUGCCUGACUGAAAAAAAAUAGGUUUUCAACCUAGACUUAAAGCCUGAGACUGGGUCUGAGUCCUGAACACUAAUUGGAAAGCUGUUCCAUAGUUGGGGGGGUGUUGUAGGGAAAAAAAAGACACUACCCGAUGCUGUAGUCUGCACUGUACUAGUUACUGACAAACAGCCUGCACCUUUUAUUUAAAGCAAAGCAAGCAUGGUGGAUCAUAAUAGACCAAGAGUUUGCUCAUGUACUGUGGGGCAGAUUUCAAUAUGUAGUCAUUUUUUCCACAAAAAGUAAACCAUUAAGAAAGAAAUUAGCAGCCAGGUGUUACUAAUGAAAUACACAAGAUUAGUUAUUCAUUAAGAAGUGUGACUACCUCUAUAAAAGCAGAAUUUUUUUGACAGUUUGGUGUUCUGGGGCACUCACGGUGAUGUCUAAAUCAUGCCAAGAAGAAAGGACAUCAGCCAUGUUCUCAGAGAAGCAAUUGUUGUUGCUCACCAAUCUGGGAAGGGUUAUACGGCCAUCUCCAAACAAUUUGAAAUUCACCAUUCUACAGUGAUAAUGAUUCUUUAGAAAUUAAGAGCCUUCAAGCGGUUGCUAAUCUUCCCAGGAGUGAGCAUCCCAGCAAAUUCAGUCAAGGUCAGACCAUUUAAUGCUCAGAGAUAUAAAUAAAAAUCCAAGAGCCACAUCGUGUGACCUACAGGCCUCUGUAAGCACAUUAAAUGUUUAUGUUCACGACAGCGCAAUCACAAAAAGACUGAACAAGUAUGGCUUUCAUGGAAGGGUGGCUAGGAAAAAGAAUAUGACAGCACAACUUAAGUUUUCAAAAUUGCAUCUGAUCAAAGAUUGUUCUGGAACAAUAUCCUUUGGACUGAUGAGAUUAAGGUGAUGUUCGGUCAUCAUGCACAGUGCCAUAUUUGACAAAAACCAAAUACGGGGUAUCACAACAAACACCUCAUACCAAAUGUCAAGCAUGGUGAUAGAGGGGUGAUGAUUUGGGCUUGUUUUGCAGCCAUGGGACCUGGGAAACUUGCAGUCCUUGAGACAACGAUGAACUCCAUUUUAUACUAGAAUAUUCUUGAGACAAAAGUGAGGCAAGCUGUCCAGCAGCUGAAAUUGGGUCACUCAAAAGGACACUGAUCCCAAGAACACCAGCAAAGGGACAUCUGAAUGGCUAAGAAGAAAAAAUCAAGCUGUUGGAAUGGCCAAGUCAAAGUCCAGACCUCAACCCUAAUGAGAUGCUCUGGUGGGAUCUUAAGAGAGCUGUGUGAAUGGUGGAGAGCAUCUAGUUGGGCACAGGGAUAAUGAUCUCCAAGCUAAGACAUCUCCCUCAUGGCCCUGGAGUUUGGCCUUCCUGUCAUAUCACACAGAAUGCUGGUUGCUAAGUAUCAUACAACAAUAACUAUGAAUUACAGUGCUGGUCAAUAUAUAAGAAAAUAACAUUUAAAAAUUUGUGUGUUUGCAUGUGUAUGUGUCCUGUUGUAGGUAAAUACAUGACAUUUGUGAUGAACCCACUCCUGUACCCAGCUGUCAUUAAGCAGGGGAAGCAGCUGGACUUCCAUGAAUUUUCAGAUGCAGCAGCUUCCACAACUUUUGGCUACCCUGCUGUACGCACUGGAAGGUUCCCUGGCUUGAGUGACAAAAUCCAGAGAUCAUUCCUGCUGCUUCAGGGCUCCGCUCUUAACUUUCUCACUCUCAAAAUGAUGGGAAACUUACAGCUGGUCUUACAACAAGACUUCUUGUCCAGCCAUGAGGUUGGAAGUGAGUGUGAGUGGCAGGAGGAGGGCCUAUAUGAGUUCUGUGAACGUGUGAUGUUUAAGGCAACUUUUCUAACACUGUAUGGACGACCCCCACACACAAACAUGGAUGUUCACGCACACUUUCACAGGGAGAGGUGGAUAGAUGCACUGCGGGAUAACUUUAGGAAGUUUGAUGCAAUGUUUCCUCUGCUGAUCACCCGAAUACCCAUUGGUCUGCUGGGAAGAACUAAAUCUAUUCGGGAGCAACUAAUCAGGUUUUUCCAUCCUCAACGAAUGGCAGAAUGGACCAGUCCAUCAGAGUUCAUACAGGCACGUAAGGAUCUUUUCCAACAGUACGACACACUCAAAGACCUGGACAAAGCAGCUCACCACUUUGCAAUUCUGUGGGCAUCAGUGGGGAACACUAUCUCAGCAUGCUUCUGGUGUCUAUACCACCUUCUCUCCAGCCCACAGGCAUUUUCAGUUGUGCGAGAGGAGAUAAUGGGCUUGUUUGGAGAAAAGGAGCCUGAGUCUAUUCUUAGUCGUGACAUAGUGACUCGAGAGCAACUUGAGAAACUGAUUUACCUCGAGAGUGCUAUUAAUGAGAGUCUCCGUCUUUCUUCUAUCUCAAUGAAUAUCCGGGUGGUUCAGGAGGAUUUCUGUCUGCGUCUGAACCCGCACUCCUCAGUUUGUGUGCGUAAAGGAGACAUAGUUGCUCUUUACCCCCAGAGCACCCACUUGGACCCUGACAUCUACCCAAAUCCACAGCAGUACCAGUUUGACCGGUUUGUGGAGAAUGGGAAGGUGAAGACAGAAUUUUACAAAGGCAAUCAGAAGAUGGCAGUGUGGAUACGGUUCCUGAUUGUGGUGGCUCUGCUGCUGUUCAGGGCCUGCUUGUUGGGUGCAAAUGGCAACUGCAACCCUCUUAUUGUAGAGACGGACAGUCUUUUAGCAGAGAGAACACAGCAGCAGCAUCUGCGUGCACUUUUCCUGAAGUAUGGUGAGAAUGGGACCAUCUCAUUGUCUGGUCUGCGAAAGCUGCUUGAGGGGUUGGGACUAGACCGCAUCAGGAGAGUAACAGUGCAACACCAUGGAAACAAACAUGAACACACACACUUGCAUACACACUCACUAACACAUGCACACAAACAUGCCGCACCCAUACAUUCUGCUGGUAGCAAGAAGGAUGGUGAUGUUUCAAGUGUGGAAAAGAGUGACUCAACCUCCAGUGUGCAUCCUGACUCUAUUUCCAUGAAGAAGAGCCAAUCGGAUAUUCACCACAAUCUCUACAUGAAGAGAGAUUCUGAUCCCACUGCUAUCCUGACCACACCGUCAUAUGUCACCAAAUCACGCCGGGUAGAACGCAGUGCAGACUACAACCUCAUGGACUCGGACUCUUCCCAGCCCAAUGCAACAUACUCCAACGACACAUACCACAGUGAGAGCACAUCCACACACAACCUGGAUGACCACCAUGAUGAGGAUGAGCAUAGCCCAUUAAGCUAUAACAGUCAUGAGUGCCAGAAUGCCACCAUGAUUCUGCAGAUGCAUGGCAUGUCCCAAGAAACGACUCUCUCUGUUAAUGACUUCAGCUUCCUUUGUCCUGCCCUCCUUGUGCAGAUUGAUUUUAAGUCCUGCCUUCUGCAUGCUGACAACCAAUCAGACUAUAAAGAUCACUUUCACCAUCACCACCAUCAACAUGAUAAAGCUAUUGGAAAACACCAGAAGAAUCCUUCCAUUCAUAUGGCUUGGAUUGGAGGUUUUCUCUCUAUCACAAUAAUCAGUUUGCUGGCUCUGGUGGGCGGAGUCCUAAUACCACUCAUCAACAAAGUCUGUUUUAACUUCCUGCUCAGCUUCUUGGUUGCCCUUGCAGUAGGCACGCUCAGUGGAGAUGCCCUCCUGCACCUUAUCCCACAUUCUCAGGGUCACCACAAGCACCAUCAUGCUGCCAGUGAGAGCUUGGACCAUGGUCUCCAUGGCGACAGUGAAGAUUCCCUUAAGCCUGUUUGGACAGGGUUGACUGCAUUGGGGGGAGUCUACAUCAUGUUCCUCAUUGAGCACUUCCUGACCCUUGCAAAAAUGUUCAAAGAUAAAAAACAAAAGGUGCAGAAGAGAGCAGACUUUGCUGUUGAAAUUUUAGAUUCUCAGAACGUGGCAGACCCUAACAUUAAACCACUGGAUGACUCUGAGGUAAAUGGCAGGCAUGCAUGGGGACAGGGUCUGCCAGAGGAGGAAGAAGUGAUGUUAUCUCAGGGUUGUUACACAGAUGAAGAUUGUGAGAACAAGUGCCACUCCCACUUCCACGACACUGUUGGCCAGUCAGACGAGCAGCACCACCAUCACCACAACUACCACCAUAUUCUGCAUCACCACCACUCUCAAAACCAUCACCCCCACACUCACACACACAGACAUACACACUCUUAUUCUGUCCAACAUUUCGAGAAUGCUGGGGUUGCCACCCUUGCCUGGAUGGUCAUUAUGGGGGAUGGCCUGCACAACUUUAGUGAUGGGCUGGCUAUAGGAGCAGCCUUUACAGAGGGUUUAUCUAGUGGUCUUAGCACUUCAGUCGCUGUGUUCUGCCAUGAGCUUCCUCAUGAGCUGGGGGAUUUUGCAGUUCUUGUGUUAUUAGAUCUGUUGUGUUUUAGAUCUGUUAGAUUAGAUGUGUUUGAUACUCAUUUGAUGGUAUCCUCCUCUCUCGCCUUGAACAUUGUGUGGGCAUCCAAGGUAUUGGUCAUAAAUGGUUUACUUUCCUAUCUGUCAAACAGAAGUUUCUCGGUUUGCCUUGGGAAAUUUUCUUCUGCUGCAGCUCCUCUUACUUGUGGGGUCCCACAGGACUCUCUUUUAGCUCCUGUUUUGUUUUACUUAUAUAUGCUGCUGUUAGGGACUAUCUUUAGGAAACAUAAUGUAUCAUUUCACUGCUUUGCGGACAAUUCUCAAAUAUACCUACCUUUGAAAUUGAAUGACACAAAUGCUUUACAACCCCUGGCUUGGCUUGUUUAAAUGAUUUGAAAUCAUGGAUGCCAUUUAAAUUUUUUGAAUCUCAACGAAAACAAAACAGAGAUUGUUGUAUUUGGUCCUUCUGAUGAAUAUUAUAUCUGGAAUCAACUUUGGCCUAUUAACUUGCUUCUUUCAAUUUGUUUUUAAAUCUCUAAAUGGAUUGGCAUCAGCCUAUAUAUCCAAUCUCUUAUCCAUGCACAAUCCAUGAAGGUCCCUUAGUUCAGAACAGAGGCUGUUGACUGUUCCUAGGUCAAGAUUAAAAUUGAGAGAUGAUCAUGUCUUUUCAUUAGUUGCCCCAAAACUAUGGAACAGUCUACUCAUUCAAACUGAACUGCUUCAACGUUAUAUGAUUUCAAAUCUAAGUUGAAGUUAUUUGUUUUCUCUGGCUUUUAAUGCAUCAUAGAGAGUAUUUGAUCUCAGUUUAUCUGUGUUGUGUGUGCAACUGUUUGUUCCGUUUUGUUUUUUUUUGUUUUUUUUGUUUUUUAGUUUCUGUAUGUACAGUGCUUUGGUCAACACUGUUGUUUUAAAUUGUGCUAUAUAAAUAGAUUGACAGUGAUAUAAAAAGUCUACACACCCCUGUUACAUUUGGGGUUUUUGUGAUGUAAAAAAUGAAACCAAGUGGAAAAACAAAUAUAAACAUUUUAGGGGAAAAAAAACUUAAAAUAACCUGAGUUAAAUGAGUGUGUAUACCCUUUAACUAAUACUUUGUUAAAGCACCUUUUGCUUCUUAUACAGCACUCAGUCAUUUUUGAGUAAGAGUCUACCAACUUGGCACCUGUUGAUUUGGCAUAUGUUAUUCCUUGCGAAAAUGCUCCAGAUCUGUCAAUCUGUGAGGGGAUCCCUUGUGCACAGCUCUUUUAAGUCAUUCCAUAGGCUUUUGAUGGGAUUUAGAUCUGGGAUCUGACUGGACCAUUACGAAAAGUUUAUCAUCUUCUGAAGCCAUUCCUCUGUUGACCUGGAUUUUUGUUUUGGGUGAUGCUGGAAGGUAAACUUUUUCUUCAUAUUCAGCUGUCUAAUAGAGGUUUGCAGGUUUUGUGUCAAAAUAGAUUGGUAUUUGGAGCUAUUGAAGAUUACCUCUGUCCUGACUAGAGCCCCAGUCCCAGCUGAAGAGAAGCAGCCCCAUAGCAUGAUACUGCCACUACUGUGCUUCACUGUGGGUAGGGUGUUUUUUGCACCAAACAUGUCUUUUAGAAUUAUGCCCAAAAAUCUCCUCAGACCAUAACACAUUUUGCCACAUGGUCUGGGGUGUCUGUCUGUUUUGGCAAAAUGUAGACAGGCUUGGAUGUUUUUUUUUUUUUUUUUAAAUGUGAGAAAGGGUUUCUAUCUACCUACCCUGCCCCAUAGCCAGCCCAUGUGAUUAGGGCUGCAACUAACAAUUAUUUUAAAUUAAAUUCACACACUGGGUGUUACAAAUGUAAAUUUCAAAGUAAAACUUUACAUUAUCGCAACAUUUUGUCCAGUUAUUUUAGCAGCAGAACUUUUUUUUUUUUUUUACAUAAAUGAACAAAACAAAACCACAAACUGUGUUUCUCAAAGAGGUAGAACUACAAAGUGCUAGACCAUCACUGUUUGUUUAAACAGUCAAUCUUCCAUAAACUUUGAAUUGAAAUGCAAAAAAGUCAACAUAUCCACAUGCUCCUGGCUGAGACUGGCUCUCUUUUUGCAAGCUAUGUUGCCUGCAGCAGAGAUGAGGCGCUCAGAUGGAGUUGAGGUACCUGGGAUGCAUAGGUAGGAUUUUGCAAGCUUUGCCAAGGUGGGAUAUUUUGCGUGAUUAACUCCUCCACCAGUCCAAAGGAAUCUCUUCAGCUUUCUCCUCUUUAUUCUCUUCCUCACUGCUGCCUCCAGACUCCAGGAGUGAGUCAAGGUAAGAGCCAGAUGUUGAAGGUUCAUCAGCUGCAGUCACAGUUGAAGUGGAUGAUUUCUGCUGCAACAUCUCCCUUCUUACGGCAAGCGCCUCUGUUUGCCUGCACAUUUGUCAUUUGUUCUGGUGUUAGAAAUUUCAUCCUUCGGAACUUUGGAUCUAGGGCAGAGGAGAGAAUUACUGUUUGGUACUUGCUGAAAAAUAAUGUCCUUCCAUCUAGUUUGAAGCUGCUCUUUUGCAAUGGCCUGGAAGGACUUCAGUGGAGCUGAAUCAAAGGCUGCACCCUCAGUGGACCUCAACAGUCCUUUCACAAGUGCAGGCACUGAAGAGAUUAUGAUAUAUUCUUGUCCACUCAUAAACACAGUGGCACAUUCAAAAGGCUUAAGAGCAGUGGAAAGCUCUUCAAGCAGUCUCCACUGGUCAGGUUUUAAGUCAAGAUAGUGUUUGCCUCUUUGUGUGAUGGAUGGGUCAGAGAGGGUUGCAGUGACUUGGCCACCUUUGCUCAGUCACUCGGUUAAUCAUGUAGUACGUACUAUUCCAUCUAGUACUUACAUCCUGAACAAUUUUGUGCUCAGAUGAUCCCAUCUGUUUCUGUUUUUCUUUGAGCUUUCUGCUGGCUAGUUCACUUUUUUUAAAAUGUUCAACUAGACAUCUUGCAGCCCCAAUGGCUGUAUUCUUUAAUGCAGCAGUGAUCACCAGCUGCAGUGUGUGGCCAGUCCGGCGGAUACUGAUCCAUCCAAGCUUCUUCUCCAGUAUGUUUGCUGCAGCCACAAUAUUGGCACCAUUGUCAUGUACAAUGGCAAUGAUUUUCUCUGUGGGAAUUUCAAACUUCGUCACUACAUCCUCCAACCAUUCUGCGAUGUUUGCUGCUGUAUGUCUGUCUUCGAGUGGCAUGGUAAUGAGGCAGACAGACAUCAUCUUCCUCUCAUCCCCUAUGUAAUGGCAUGUAAUGCCAAGGUAGGCUUCAGUGGCUACACUUGUACAUAUAUCAGCAGUUAAAGCAAUUCUUUUCUCACUAUUGUUGAUGUCACCUUUUACCUUCUGGAAUGCCUCCUGGUACUUUCUCUCCAUCAGUUUAGUAAAAUCUGUUCUUGAAAUAAGUGUGUAUCCUGGAUUGAGUAUGCUGAUCAUGCUUUUAAUACCUUGGUCUUCAACCACUGACAGUGGCCGCAUGUCAGUGACCAGCAUUUUGAGGAUGGCAUCAGUUACAACAGCUGCUUCUUGUGGGGUGCAUGGCUGAUUUUUUUCUCUGAACAAACUCACUCAUGGUGCGCUGUUUCUUUCUGAAAUGAAAAAAGGUGCUUUUCAGGUGCUCGUGCAUCACUGUCGUGCUACUGUGCCACAGGAGCUCCACUUUGAAAAGUUUGCAAGUUACAACUUUCCUCACAGAAUUUAAUGUAAAGUGCUCCCAUACCUUAGAGGACUUGGGUCACACACUUUUUCCGCUGUUGCUGCACAUGUACUCUCCGCCAUUCUUCUGAAGUGCAUCUGUUUUUGCCGAAACGCUAUGACCAAACGUGUCGUGAAGUGUCAUGAAGGUCAACUAAUCGAUAAUGAGAUUCGUUGACAACGAUUUUCAUUAUCGAUGUUAUAGAUUAGUUGUUUCAGCCCUGCAUGUGAUGAAUACGAGAGAUUGUGGUUACAUGCAGGGAGUGACCAGUACUCACGUCAUAUUCUUGCAGCUUCUUUAAGGUGGAUUUAUACUUUAACUUCAUGUACACCAUGAUGGUUGCUGCAUCCUACAGGCACUUGGUGCAACGCUUAUGCACAUCCUCAGAAAUUAACUCUAUGCACCUCUGUGAUGCAAUACCAACAUAAUAGUGGAGGCAGUAUUGCACCCUGUGAUACCAUGCCCACAACUAACUAAACAAAUUAACAUUGUGUCUCAAAUCGCAUACUUAUGUAUAUUCUUGAUCGUUAUCGAGUACUACAGUUAUUUCCUAAUACAGUUAGUCUUUGAAUUUUAAAAACCUCUUAGACCUACCAAAAGACCUGUUUUCAGUACCAGUCUUCUGGAUUUUCUAGAUUACUAAAUAUUUUUGAAUGUGUGGUGAGGGUUUUUGAUUUGAGAUGCAGAUCAUGACAACAGUCAUGCCCAUGGCAGAAAGUUUUAAAGCGAAACAGAGCUCAUCAGUCUGUAUAACAGCGCUGUGCAUGAAAUCGCUAAACAUUACAGCUCAAUUACAAAACAUUACAGCUGCGAUUGGAAACCCAAUUUACUGAGAUGUUAUGGCUCUGAUGUGCCAUUUAAUGGAUGCCGCUUUUAAUCCUCCACAUUUACGUAAGAUACGUAAGCGAGUAUGUGAGCAAUAUCACUUGUGUAGCAUCUGCUUGUGCACGUGUAUGCAUGGGGAAAGUGACGUAUGUAUGCACCUUUAAUGUUGCUUUAGGUCUAUUGGCAGCCUCCCUGAUAAGAUUUCUUCUUGUCCUUACAUCAAUUUUGGAAGCCUGUCCUGUUCUCGGUAAUGUCACUCUGGUGCCCUAUUUUCUCCACUUGUUGAUGAUGGCCUUCAUGUUUGUUCCAUGGUGCAUGUACAGCUGUAUAAUAAUUAAGCAAUACCGCACAAGCAAGAGUGCGGUUAUACUGAAUAUUUGCACAGCUGUGAUUCACCAUAAACGUUUUAUAUUUCCAAGCAGAAAAAGGAGGCAAAUGCAAUGGUCAGUCUCCAGAAAAACUGUGGCAAAUUGUCCAAAAUGUUCAGUUAAACUUGGCAGCCAAUUUCCUUAUAAAAUUUUAAUUAGGGUCACUAAUUACAUUUAAUUAGGCAUUUAAUUACUUACUACAAUUAAUUAGACAUUUAAUUAGGUUUUUUUUUUUUUUGCAUAUUUAAUUAUUUUUGAAGGCUUUUUUGCUUUAGAGUGUUUCUUUGUGUAUGCCUGAAACUUUUGCACUGUACUGUAUAUGAGACAGCAAGGCUUAGGUGUAUCAUGUUAGUUAUUACUCCUCUAGCUCAUCCCAUAUACCCCUCCCAGGUGCAGACCCAUGCUAAGCCAUGCACACACAUGCUGGGAUGGUGUAACUGCUAGGAUCAAACUUCAGUGUAAUGAUGUUGACUGCUAUAUUUGUUGGAUCCAUAUUGUAUGAUAAAACAAUUGCCUUGAGUUACAGCGAUGUAGUUGUAUUUCUUUGGUAUCUGUAAAUAACAAUUCGCGUCACUCCCGCAUCAGAGAAACUAAGCUGGAGUCUUAACAAACUUUAUUUCUUUAU